AUGCAAGAGGCACAUGCCUGUCCUACUCCCAUGGCAGCAGGUACCAAAUUAUUUGCAGCAGAUAGUGAGUUAUUUAAAGACCCCAGCCUCUAUAGAAGCACUAUUGGAGCUCUACAAUAUGUCACCUUAACCAGGCCUGAUAUCAGUGUUACAGCAUGUAAGAGAGUCCUAAGGUAUCUUAAAGGUACUCAAUUCCAUGGUCUGCUGUUUAGACCAACAGCCUCUCUUAAUGUUGAAUGCUAUACAGAUGUAGAUUGGGGAGGUAAUUUAGAUGAUCGACGGUCCACUAGUGGAUAUUGUGUGUAUCUAGGUCCUAAUUUGGUUCAAUGGAGUUCUCGUAAGCAAAAAGUGGUGGCAUUAUCCUCUACGGAGGUUGAAUACAGAGCACUAGCCCAAACAACAACUGAAUUGGCCUUGUUGGACAGUUUAUUUUCUGAAAUAGGGGUGUUUUUAAACACUUGUCCUAUCAUUUGGUGUGACAAUGUGAGUGCUGGAGCUUUGGCAUCAAAUCCAGUUUUUCAUGCAAGAACAAAACAUAUUGAGAUUGAUACUCACUAUAUAUGUGACCAAGUUCUUGCAAAAAAGAUUAUUGUGCAAUAUGUUCCAACCAAGCUUCAAAUUGCUGAUAUUUUGACAAAAGCACUUUCCAUGUAUAACAUUCUGCUAACAUUGAAUGUAGAAGCAUCAGAAAAUCUGUUGUGUGUUAAACUCCCAUUGUGUUGGUGUUUUGUGAUGCUGUUAGUGAAUGUUGUUUGCAGUAUUGAAUUGAUGUUUGCGAUUGUUCUAUUGGGCAGUGAUGGCAUUGAACGCCCGUUCCUUUGCAAACCCAAGGAUGAUCUUAGGAAAGAUGCUCGUAUGAUGGAGUUCACUGCAAUGAUAAACCGUUUGUUAGCAAAAUAUCCUGAAAGUCGUCGAAGGAAGCUUUAUAUUCGUACCUUUGCAGUAAUUCCUCUAACCGAGGAUUGUGGUAUGGUGGAAUGGGUACCUCAUACUCGUGGACUCCGGCAUAUACUUCAGGACAUUUAUAUAUCCUGUGGCAAAUUUGAUAGGCAGAAAACAAAUCCCCAAAUUAAACGGAUUUAUGAUCAAUGCCAAGGUAAAAUGCCAGAAGAUGAGAUGUUGAAGACAAAGAUCCUUCCUAUGUUUCCCCCAGUAUUUCACAAAUGGUUCUUGACCACUUUUUCUGAGCCUGCUGCUUGGUUUCGGGCCCGAGUUGCCUAUGCACACACUACGGCUGUUUGGUCCAUGGUUGGACAUAUUGUAGGGCUGGGUGAUCGACAUGGGGAAAACAUUCUCUUUGACUCUACCACUGGUGACUGUGUUCAUGUUGAUUUCAGUUGCCUGUUUGAUAAAGGUUUGCAGUUGGAGAAGCCUGAGCUGGUGCCUUUUAGGUUGACCCAGAACAUGAUUGACGGCUUGGGGAUCACUGGUUAUGAGGGUAUCUUCCUGAAGGCUUGUGAAAUCACACUUCAAGUGCUGAGAACUCACAGGGAGACUUUGAUGAGUGUUCUUGAAACGUUCAUUCAUGAUCCUCUCGUUGAGUGGACUAAAUCCCACAAAUCCAGUGGGGUAGAAGUUCAGAACCCACAUGCACAGCGAGCCAUCAGUAAUAUUCAGGCAAGGUUGCAAGGGGUCGAGGUUGGGGUUGGGGCAGCACCAUCUUUACCUUUAGGUGUAGAAGGUCAGGCUCGUCGCUUAAUUGCUGAAGCAGUCUCGCACAGAAAUCUUGGCAAGAUGUAUAUAUGGUGGAUGCCAUGGUUUUGAGAGCUGCUGAGAUUUGUUGGGUACGGUAUUCUCAAUUCUGGCUCAUUGUUCAUUCUUCAACUCUUGUUGUUUCUGGUGUACAAAUUUUUGAUAGAGCUGGAACCCUAGAAAUGUAAAGAAAACGAGUUCUUUACCUACGUGUAAAGCAUUAUCAAAUAUAUAAA
Molecule: messenger RNA, 1928 nt
Organism: Pistacia vera
Lineage: Eukaryota; Viridiplantae; Streptophyta; Magnoliopsida; Sapindales; Anacardiaceae
Product: serine/threonine-protein kinase ATR-like
Exons: 7
Coding region: 1-1764 (587 amino acids)
Biological process (GO): telomere maintenance; DNA damage checkpoint signaling; protein phosphorylation
Cellular component (GO): nucleus
Molecular function (GO): protein binding; protein serine/threonine kinase activity
Source: RefSeq, a predicted model, not a curated record